AAGGCCCAGGGUCACACAGAAUCUGAAGAGGCAGGCCGGGCUUCCUCAUCACAAGAGCAUAAGCCAGAUUCACCACUGUUACAUUUACCUGGAGAAGACAAGUCUAUCAGGAGGACGGGUUUGACACACCUGACAAAAGGAAUAGCAGGCAUAGGAAAAACAGUUUCUGUGCAGAAGUUCAUCCUUGACUGGGCAGAGGGAGAAGCCAAUCAGGACAUUGAUUUCAUGUUCCCGCUUCCUUUCCGUGAUCUGAACCUGAAAAAGGGCCAAUACAGUCUGAUGCAACUCCUUUCCCUCUAUUUCCCAGAGCUGAAAGAGAUUCACAGUAUUGAAGAUGAUGAAACCAAAACAGUUUUCAUUUUGGAUGGUCUCGAUGAGUGUCGACUUCCCCUUGACUUCAAAAACAAUCCGAAGUGCUACGAUGUCACAGAAUCAAAUUCAGUGGACAUUUUGCUGACAAACCUCAUUGAAGGGAAUCUGUUUCCAUCUGCUCUCCUCUGGAUAACCACCCGACCAGCAGCAGCCAAUCAGAUCCCUCCAGAGUGUGUUGACCAGGUGACAGAGAUACGAGGCUUUAAUGAGGCACAAAAGGAAGAGUACUUAAGAAAGAAAAUCACAAAUCCUAAUCUGGCCAACAACAUCAUCAAACACAUAAAAUCAACCAGAACCCUUCACAUCAUGUGUCACAUACCAGUCUUCUGUUGGAUAUCAGCCACUGUCCUUGAGAGAAUUGUAAAAGAAGGAAAGAGUGUUAAAUUGCCCAAAACUCUGACUCAAAUGUAUGAACACUUCCUGCUCACCCAAACCAGUGUGAAAAACAAAAAAUACAACAAAACCACAGAGACAAAUCCAAAAGAACUAAUUAAGUCAGAUGAAGACAUGAUCCUUAAACUGUCAAAUCUGGCUUUCCAACAGCUGCAGAAGGGCAACAUGAUCUUCUAUGAGGAGGACCUGAGAGAGUGUGGCAUUGAUGUGACAGAGGCAUCAGAGUACUCAGCUUUGUGUACAGAGAUCUUUAUAGAAGAAUCUGGGCUGUACAAUGAGAAGGUUUUUAGCUUUGUGCAUCUGAGCAUUCAGGAGUUUCUGGCAGCAGUACAUGCUCUAGAAUCAUGUCUGGGCAAAGAGGAACAUGUUUUCCCCUACAAAACACAUGACAAUAAUGAUGAUAAGAAAGACGAUGUUGAUGAUGAAGUGAGGAAGUCAGACAAGUUGUAUGACUUAUACAAGAGAGCAGUGGACCAGGCUGUGAUGAGUAAGAAUGGACACCUUGACCUGUUCCUUCGCUUUCUUAUUGGUCUCUCACUGAAGUCCAAUCAGGAUCUCUUAAAAGGCCUUCUGACCCAGGCAGGAAGUACAACACAGCAAAAUACAGAAACCUUAAAGAGAACAGAGAAGUACCUGUCAGACAAGAUCAAGAAGGAAUCCUCACCAGAAAGAACUAUCAACUUGUUCCACUGUCUCAAUGAACUUGGUGCCAACUCUCUAGUUGAGAACAUGCAGACCUCCCUACGAUCAGGAUUUCUUUCAGAAACAGAACUACAACUUCACCAAUGUUCAGCCCUGACCUACCUGUUGUUAAUGUCAGAGGAGGUGCUUGAGGAGUUUGACAUGAAGACAUACAACACAACAGAGGAAGGUUAUCAGAGGUUCUUACCGGUAGUGAAAACCUGCAAGAGAGCAUUACUGAAUGGCUGUAACCUCAACUUUAGAUCCUGUGAGAUUCUGUCCUCAUUUCUGCAGACACCAAAUUGCCACAUACAAGAACUGGACAUCAGCUACAAUCACCUGGAAGACAAAGGAGUGGAGCUCCUUGGUGCUACACUAACCAGUUCACUCUGCAACUUACAGACGCUUGUACUGGCUGGUUGUAAACUCACAGAUAAAUCCUGUGAGACUCUGGCCUCAGCUCUGCAGACACCAAACUGUCCCCUGAGAGAAUUGGACCUCAGCAACAACCACCUGGGAAAAAGAGGAGUGCAGCUUCUCUGCGCUGCACCAACCAGUCCAAUCUGCAACAUACAGAUACUUAAUCUAGGGCACUGUGGUCUGACAGAAGAUUGCUGUACUGAUCUGGCCUCUGUCCUGCGUUCACCCAACUCACAACUAAAAACACUGGAGCUGAGAGACAAUGACCUGAAGGACUCAGGAAUUACUCUGCUCUGUGCUGGACUGGAGGAUACAAACUGUACACUACACACUCUGGGGCUGUCUGGCUGUCUGGUCACAGAGGAAGGCUGUGCUGCCCUGGAUUCAGCUCUGAGUGCAAACCCCUCCCAUCUGAGAAAGCUGGACCUGAGCUACAAUCACCCAGGAGACUCAGGAGUUGAGCGGUUCAAAGCUGGACUGGAGGACCCACACAGAAAACUGGGGGAUGUCAAUAUUGACUAUGGUGGAGAACUCAGGAUAAAAUCUGAACUGAGAAAAUAUGCCUGUGAUCUCACACUGGACCCAAACACUGCAUACACCAACCUCUCUAUGUCUGACAACAACAGGAUGGUAACAUUUGGAGAUAAUCAGCACUACCCUGAUCACACAGAGAGAUUUGACUACUGGAACCAGGUGCUGUGUAGUGAGGGUCUAACUGGACGAUGUUACUGGGAAGUAGAGAGGAAUGGAGAGGUUGUGAUUGCAGUGACAUAUAAAGGAAUCAGCAGGAAAGGAAAGGAUGAUGACAGUCGGCUUGGAUACAAUGACAAGUCCUGGAGUCUGGACUUCUAUGAUAACAGGUGCUUUGCCUAUCACCACAGUAAGAAAACGUCCAUACCUGACCCCGACUUGUCUCCCUUGCCCAACAGAGUAGCAGUGUAUCUGGACUGGCCGGCCGGCACUCUGUCAUUCUAUAAUGUCUCUUCUAACAAAAUAACCCACAUACAUACAUUCAUCUCUACAUUUACUGAGCCACUCUAUCCAGGGUUUUGGGUUGGAUCAUACUCGUCAUCAGUGUCUCUGUGUCAGGUAGAAUAGUCUCCUGAGUCCUGGAGAAACACUUGACUCCUCAGUGUCUCUGUGUCAGGUAGAAUAGUCUCCUGAGUCCUGGAGAAACACCUGACUCCUCAGUGUCUCUGUGUCAGGUAGAAUAGUCUCCUGAGUCCUGGAGAAACACUUGACUCCUCAGUGUCUCUGUGUCAGGUAGAAUAGUCUCCUGAGUCCUGGAGAAACACUUGACUCCUCAGUGUCUCUGUGUCAGGUAGAAUAGUCUCCUGAGUCCUGGAGAAACACCUGACUCCUCAGUGUCUCUGUGUCAGGUAGAAUAGUCUCCUGAGUCCUGGAGAAACACUUGAAUCCUCAGUGUCUCUGUGUCAGGUAGAAUAGUCUCCUGAUUCCUGGAGAAACAAUUGACUCCUCAGUGCCUCUCUGUCUGUAUGCAACCUUGCAUUCUAUAGGCUACUUCAUGGCAACAACAAUUUGUUGUAUAUACAUAUUUGCAAGUGCUGAUUUCAACACCUGUACAGUUGGGAAGGAAUAUAAGUUUGAACCUCGGCAAUGUAAAAUCAGAAAAACUGUCAUGACACCACUGUGUGUUGGUCUCUGUACUUGUAAAUUUCUGUCAUGCAUGUUCUUGCAUAUACGAUUAAACCUGAACUAAUCAACUGUUAUAUGAGCGACUGAGAGGUUUUUUCAUUAAUAAAUCACAAACAUUUUCCAUCUUCCACAAUAGUCACCUGAGUCCUGGAGAAACACUUGACUCCUCAGUUUCUCUCUGUCAGGUACAACAGUCUUCUGAGUCCUGGAGAAACACUUGAUUCCUCAGUGUCUUUCAGGUAGAAUAGUCUCCUGAGUCCUGGAGAAACACUUGAUAUAUAAAUACCAUUUUAAGACACCUGCUAAACAUUAGAAUCCCCUGUUUUAAAAUUACUUGUAAAGCAGUUAUAACAAUAAGAUGUUUUAACACCCUUCUGAAGCAGUUGUAACAACCAGAUGGUUUAGUACACUUGUAAACCAGUUAUAACAAUCAGAUGGUUUAGUACACUUGUAAACCAGUUAUAACGAUCAGAUGGUUUAGUACACUUGUAAACCAGUUAUAACGAUCAGAUGUUUUAACGCCCUCGUAGAGCAGUUCAAACAAUCAAAAUGUUGGGACACUAGUAUAGCAGUAGACAUAGCCAUGUACAUGUAAAAACAGUUAUAAAGCAUCAAUAAAAGACAGAAAAUGGCAUGUCAA
Molecule: messenger RNA, 4162 nt
Organism: Esox lucius (northern pike)
Lineage: Eukaryota; Metazoa; Chordata; Actinopteri; Esociformes; Esocidae
Product: NACHT, LRR and PYD domains-containing protein 3-like
Exons: 7
Molecular function (GO): protein binding
Source: RefSeq, a predicted model, not a curated record